UUAUUAGAAGUGUAACGAAAGGAACCUGCCUAGGACUGACUGAGCCUUUCAUGAAGGAAGCAGCAGGCAAAAUCGGCCUGUCAGUUGCGAGCGGCUCCCAGGCCUGCUCCGUUGUGGGAUAGCUCUUCUUGGCUGUCAUCCCCAGUGCAGUGAGCAGUUUCAGUUCGGACCUCCAUAGUAUUUCUUGAUAAGAAGAUGAUGCAAGAUAGCCCGAUAUAUAUCCCUACAGAUUCAACCCAUGGUGCUGUGGACUCUCACUUGUCCCAGGAAAUCAGCACCACUGCCACUGCCUCUGAACAUCUGGGUGAGUCAAACAAUGAGAGCACAGCAAGAUAUAGUGAAGGAGAAGAAAACAAAAUGAGGAAAAAGGCACUGCCUAUGGACUGUGCGCCAGCACCAAAUGAGAAAUUAGAACAAGCACAGAAGAUGGCAGAAAAGUUCAUUAAAGAAAAAGAGGUGUAUAAAGCCAACAGGGAACUUAUUCGAUGUGUGGCUCUUACUAGAAUUAUCUAUGGAGAUGGUCACUGGCAACUGGCACAAGCAUUCGCCAACCUGGCUCACAGCUAUUUAAUACUUCAAGGUCUUCCUGCACAGGCCAUAGAGCAUGCGGAAUCAGCCAAACAUACCAUGCUGACAGGGAUUCGUACAUCUCCAGCAACUCCAGAGGACAAAAGAGAAAUAUUAGGAACUCUUGUGACUAUCUACUUUACUUUGGGCGUAGCACAUCUGGCACAGAACAAUGGCAAAGAAUCCUACCUCAGUCUGCAGAAGGCAGAGAGACUCAUGGAAGAACUUCAAGAACUGGAUGGGAGAGUGAUCAUGGGAUUAAAAAUAUCUGAGAAAGAUUUAGUCAUUGCAUUGGGCAGGACAUGUUUGCAGCAAAACAAGUUGGACUUUGCCGUAAGUUAUUUUGAAAAAGCUGUUGAUGCAGUAAUUUCAAUGGAAGGCGAUAGGGCUCCAGAACUGAUAAAUCUUUAUCAGAAAAUUGCCCGAAGUGAGCAACUGAAGAAAAACCAUGAAAGAGCCAUAGCAUAUUUAUUACAGGCCCAUUCCAUUUGCAUGGCUCUGCACAAGAAACUUAGUGUUGAAGCUGCUCAGACAGGCUUGUUGCUGGGCAAAGCUUAUGCUGCAACUGGAGACCAGCAGCAUAUUGGAGUGGCUGAAAUGUAUUUUACAGAGAGUCUGAUUGCAUAUCAGGCAGCAUUGGGUGCGAAGGAUUCCCUGACACUUACGGCCAUUGAGGAAUUCAGUAAAUGGCUUGUAUAUGUAGGGAAAAAACAGCAGGCCUACAGGCUGCUGAAAGAUUCACUGAAGUCCAUAAUAGACACCUAUGGUGAUUUUAGUGAGAAGGUAGCUGAAACUUACCAUAUCAUGGGCAGUAUCUGCCUGGCAGAGGGAAAGAUGAGAGAGGGUUACCAGCUGUUCAAUAAGUGUUUGCAGAUUCAAAUAGCUGUUUAUGGGCCUCGCAACAGGAAACUGAAAGAGACGCAAGAGCUCCUGACCGCAUUAGAGAGGUCUCCAACUGUCCAUGAAGGGAACAGACUUGUGAAGUAGAAAAGACAGAUGGUGCUAAAUCAUACUGUUGGCAAAAAUCUUGGAUCCUUAGUUUCUGGUUUCAUGUGCUGUCACAAUUGCUAAGUUGGAGGAUUAAUUGGAGAACUCAGGUACAUUGUAAUCAGGUACUUGUUAUAAUCAACUCAACAGAAAGUUCUGUAAAUGUUUACUUUAGUUUAGGAAAAAGCAUCAACCUUCCAGGUAUACUUCCCCCUCUUAUUCUCCUUUCAUUUUAUUUCUAUAUAUUUAAGGUCUUGGUCUAAUGGUAGCAUAUCAGAUAUUUUACUGCGUAUUAAAAAAAUGGGCAUAAGUUACAAAAGUCUUGCAUGAAUGACUCACUUUGGAAAAGAUCUUUGGAUCUCUAGCUGCAACUCUGAUCUUCCUAUUUUGAUGUAAAAGCAGCAAAGAAUCUGUGGCACCUUAUAGACUACCAGACGUUUUGGAGCAUGAGCUUUCGUGGGUGAA
Messenger RNA from Gopherus evgoodei (Goodes thornscrub tortoise), 2019 nucleotides. RefSeq names its product tetratricopeptide repeat domain 23 like (gene TTC23L). The coding region runs from base 196 to 1554 and encodes 452 amino acids. Lineage: Eukaryota; Metazoa; Chordata; Testudines; Testudinidae. The transcript has 12 exons. The record is from RefSeq and is a predicted model, not a curated record. Gene Ontology annotation, molecular function: protein binding.